Porites lobata is the source of this 15467-nucleotide messenger RNA. NCBI's taxonomy places the organism in Eukaryota, Metazoa, Cnidaria, Anthozoa, Scleractinia, Poritidae. The record is from the annotation of a GenBank genome assembly.
GGCGCGAUGCAUUAUUUACAAACCACGUUUGGAAAUAAUGAAAAGACAGUUUCGGUUGAGGGACGAAGAAAAGCUAAACUAAUACAAUAAUGAGCUUUGUAUGACAUCUGCUGUUCAUUAUUUUAAAAGCUGAUGUGUAUUUUUGGCCACUAGAGUCAAAAAAUUUUGAUGCCAAGUAGUACUUUUUCUCUCCGCCAAGGACUAAAACCGCGGGCUAAACUAAGGAUAAACCGUUCUUUCCAAGAUGAUAAAUACCAGCGUAGUUGUGGAGGAUAAUCAAGUUGUCAGGCUUAUUCUCGAGUUUUUGGACUCUAGAAAACUUCACAACACCAUGAGAACGCUUGAGAAAGAAGCAGGAAUUGUUAACUGUGGUUUUUCGGAUGAUAUUCUGUUUUUACGAGACCUUGUUCUUGACGGCGAGUGGGAAGCUGUCUUGAUCUUUGCUCAGCCAUUUGAAGGCAUAGAUGGUUUCGAUUCCAAACAAUUCCGUUACCUUGUUUUGAAGCAGAAGUUCAUGGAAGUGCUUUACUUCAAGUCAGGUUUCGGUGGAAAUUCGACCAGCUACUCAAUUGAGGAUCUUAUCAAGUGUCUUAAUCAACUGGAGGAAGAUUGCCCGUCCAAAACUGAAUAUAGCAAGUUGUGUUGGCUGUUAACUGUUCCAAAUUUAUCUGAACAGUCGGAGUAUCACGACUGGAACCCCGCCACCGCCCGGCUAAACUGCUUUGAGCAGCUGCUCGAUAUACUCAAGAAGGUUAUUCCCCUAGAAAAGAAAAGUUUAAAUGGAAAAUUGCCAAGGACAUUGACCCCUAUAAAAGAGCGGUUAUUGCACUUGUUAAUUAAAGGAUUGUGUUUUGAAAGUUGCGUUGACUACUGUCAAUUGCGGGCAAUCAAUGGUAGUAUUUCACAAGACCUUCAUGUCUGUGUAGGAGACAACAUUUUAAAUGGACCAUCACAGGAAAGCUCCGGCAAUUUUUUGUCAUGGCUACAAAAUCUUGCUCAAGAAGCUUUUAUUACUCCAUUUGAACCAGUGAGCUUAGAAGUUGAUUUGAAGAAAGUAAAACAAGCUCCAAAUAUUGUAUUUCACAAGUCUCCCAAACGAGAUGAUGCAGAGAUUCUUUCAAGGAGCUUAUCUCUUUCUGGAAGGCCAGCUACUGCAGAUAUUGCUUCACAUCUGUCUGCGUUAGCAGUGGAAAAACAUAGGACUGCAAUAUCUGAUAACCGGCCACAUUCCACACAGCCUCCCAAGGGAGUUUCACGUUCAUAUAAUGAAUUUCACUACAAAAGUACAAUUCCUGAUAAAAGACCACUUGCUAAUGCUGGUGAGAAUGGAUUCUCUCAUGACAAACCUGCUACACAAGAGCAAAAUGAGCAAGGAAAGUCAACACUUGAUUCUGCACCUAACGUUGCUUCCGAUAAUAUUGUUCAUCAAAAUCAUCAGCUAAUUACUGGUGCAGAAAAUGUUGUAGAGCCAAGCAGAGAUUCUGAAGAUAUUCAUGCUCUAAAAGAGAAACAACAGCAGGAACUGCAGGAGCAAUUAGAAGCAUAUCAAAGGCAUAAACAGGAGCUAGAGAGACAGCUUCUUGAGUUGUCUUUGACAGAAACAUGGAGAAAAGCUAAUGGUGAAGAAUCGUCUGCAGGUGAAAUGCUUGGCAAAAGACCGGAAUCAAGUGGAUCUUUUACAAAUAUGAGAAGUGAACAUUUAUCCAGAAAUGACGACUUAAAACAUUUUCAGGAACAUAAGCAUCACAAGACAAAUGAAGUAUUUACUACUGAUAAUCAUGACCUGUUGAAUGCAAAUUCUGCCCAAGAUGUAAAUGCUGUAAACCUAAAUCCAAAGUUUGAACACCAGAACUCCAGUAGUUUCACAGUCACACAGAGUAUGACGUCAACUCCAGCAAGAAGAGUCAAAGGUAAACCAGAGGACUUGAAGCUAGGCGAGACCAAAGUUGACAGUACAGUUGCAGAUGCAAUACCUGUCACUCCAGCAGAGCAAACAUUUCCCAACACUCCCUUGUUAAAUGGACCUGCAAUUCUGAGUGCAGGUCACUGGGUGGCACUGGCUGAUGGCUCUGGAGUUCUCAACACCAGGUGAGUGAUUAUGAUCAUAGCAGGUAGACUGCAUAUUGUACAGGAUAGUGUUGGGGAUCAGCUGAGAUUUCAUAAUAUACCUACAGAAAAUCAGAUUGACGCACCUGAACAAUCAUCCAGGGCUGUCAGUAAGACUUCAAGUUGCCGGGUUAAUACAGCAAGUAGGUGGGGAAUCAACCAGCUAGGGAUUUCUUUUGGUUCUAAGUAGCUGGGGACCACGUUCUUCGUUCUUAGUAGCCAGGGGAAAUCUCCGGCCUCCACCUCUUAAUGAUAGCCCUGAUCAUCAACAAUUAUGGUUGGAAAAAUCUCUGUAAGAAUAUUUUAUUCCAUUUAGGAUGGUUGCUAGGGAAAACAGCCAACCACUGGAUUCCCCGCCAAAUGACAUGAGGAAUGAGUGCAAAAAUUCCAUAUUUAUGACUGUCACAUCUCAGAUCUGGGUGGUGCUUCUGAUUCAUUGUUCUGCAUCGGAUAUUUGUUUCAACCAAUCAGAAGCACUUCCCAGAUGUAGGUAGUGUCAUGCUAUCGAUCAGUAUGGAAUUUCUGGGCUUGUUUUGCAGAUGUCAUUUUGCAGGAAAGCUAGUGGUGAUGUCACAAAAUGUUGGCUGUUUUCUCAGGCUAUUUAGGAGGGUCCUGCCUGAGUUUGAUUCUCAUUUGGAGCUCCAAAUAUUUUCUGUGUUUGCGGGUGAUCAAAUUCUCUUUCUUUUUUAAUUAUGAGACCAAUAAAAAGACAACGCAAGUUUUUAAUGAUUAUGUGUAUUUGCCAACAAAAAUAUUAAUUUUUUUCCCACAAGAGUCAAUCAAACAUUUUAUAUAAUCACUUAUGGCAAUGCUUUAAGAUUUCAAUCAAUGAUCUAUCAGCACAAAUUUUAUUUUUUUCUUUCUUUUUUUUAUGUUAAUGUACAGCAAUGAGUUGGAAACAAAGGAAAAUAAAAUUUAAACCAAGGAAUAAACUGGACCACAGCGUAGUUAUGCCUUAGGGAGAGUUGACAAAUGAAUAAUUCUAUAAGCUUGACAGACUCUGUCGUCAGUUCAAUGUGGUAGAGCUACAAGAAAUGUUGUGACUUUUUGCCACAUAAAUGGAUAACAUUGAUGCUCACUUAUUUUGUUUGGCUUCCUUUUCUUUGCAGUACACCCAAGGCUACACGACAGGGGAUGACAUCAACUCCUGCUCCACCCGCCUCUCCUGUGCUGUCUGUGGACGGCACUACUCCGCGUGGUCUUUCUGCGAGUAAGGCAGUGGAUGGACCUAAUGUUGUUACAAAGAUUGGUGGAACUGCAGGUGAACAGCCGAUGCCAUCUGAUGUGGUCAAGGUAUUCUCAAUCUCUCUCUUUAAUUAUAAUGUGAUGUUCCAUUUAUUAUUUAUCCUUUAUUAAUCAUUUCUAAAUGUACAUGAUAUGUCUGACCUUUUAAUGUUUUCAGCUGUCCAUGUACAGUUUCUGUUCAAGCAUAUAAUGCCUUAAGCUAUCCAUUUAAUUAAUCAAUUAAUUAAAUUAAUAUUUAUUUUGCCAAACAAAGUGUACAAAGAAAGAAAGAAAAAAAACGCUACAGAAAGAAAGUGGCGAGGAAGCCUUAAAUAUAAGCCACAAGGCUUAUAACAUAAGGCUUCCUCAACUGCAACUCACGAUGGCUACACAUGCACAGUUAUGACAAUUAAUUCCAGAAGAAUGGAUGAACAUACAGUAAAUGAGUAACAACAAUCAGUGUGUAAAUCAAUAAAUGCUAAAAUUACAGCAAACAUAUAUUACAAAUGACAAAUAUUGUAAUUACAGGACAGGUAAAACUACUCUGAUAAUGAAACUAUUUAAUUCUUCUUGACUAAUAGCUGUUAAUAAUAUACUUUUUCAGACUGUUUUUCCUUUCUGCUUUACGGGUUGUGCAAUCCAUUUUGGGACAUUGCUCUACCGUUUAACGAUUUUGGUUUUCCAUUUAAAUGGAUAUGCAAACCGUUUAAAUGGUGUAUUUGCCCAUUUACUAUCCAUGUACAAUCUGUUUAUUUUUACUGGUUUAAUGGUAAAGCAUCAGUGCAACCAUUUAUGAACAGUUUUUGUUGCAUUUACCUCAUGAUGCCAAAUACAAUUUGCAGUUUAACUUCCAUUAACACACCAAAAGUUUGAAGCUGUUAACAUGCUUUUGAUCAGCGAGUUUCACUCAUUAUUUAGAAAUGACUUUUUUCACUUUUUGGGAGAGGGUCCAUUAUUAGAGUCAAAUUCCACUUUGACAUUAAAGAUUGAAAACUUUCAAUAUUAGUCAUAUUUUAAGUAAUGUGGACACAAUCUUAACCAAAGGCAUAAGUUCACAUGCAAAAUCCAUUGGUAGCUGUUGGCUUCAGUUGUUUUUGCUAAGGUAGUUUUUUUUUUCAAUUUUCUGGAACAUUUUCUUGUUCAGAAUCAGCACUCUUGCUUUUGGGAAAAUUUCUUUGUAGUUUUAUAUUUUCAGAGCAUUUUUACAUCAAUAAUUAUACUGUCUUGUCAUGAAUGUUCUGUCAAGCAAAUUUAAGUCAGGUCUGGAAAUGAUGUCCUGAUCAAACUGCUGGUCAUUAAUUUUAGACUCAAGUUUGAACUACAGGAUAGUCAUCUUCAUUUAAUCGUUCUUGACUUGCUCAAAACCUGCAACAUCCAUCAAGAAUAUCAGUUUUGUAAGAUUUGCUUAUGAGGUGUAGAUGCAUUCUAGGAACAGUUUUACUUUUUAUUAAAAAUGAGUAUCUAGUCAACUCUUUAUCUUUUGCCAACCAACCUGUUGAACCGAAUGAGUUGUUUUGUGAUGUUAUUCUGAAGUUGAGACACCCUUUCUCUUCUAGUAGAGGUUAAAGAAAUAAAUUCAUAGAAAAUUCCACUUUUUUGAAAAAUAAGUACUAAGAAUUAAAUGGUACAUUUAAAUGGUAAAAGAUCUACCAAAGAGGUUUGAUGUGAAUGGCAACAUCAAACAUAGGAUUCUGUUCACAGACUAAGUGAAGAAUCAACUUGCUAUAACCUGGUGAAGGAGCAAAAGAGUUAACUGUGACAAUUAAUUUCCAAGCUUAUGAGCUGUGGUUUUCUACUAUUUGCUCUGUGAAUUGGCUUUUCUUUAUGACUGAUAAAUCUCUCAAAUGGUUUGAAAUUUGAAAUCUUCAGUCAAGUUUUUUUUUAAGCUCAUCGUGAAGUGCUCUUGAGAUAAAAUCCCUGUGUAUUUCUGGAACACUUUAAGUUGUCACUGGACAACUCAUGCUUGUGGUUAAUCAACAAGAGAUGAACUCACUCCUCUUCACACCUGCAUAGAUUUGAGCCCCCAAUGACAUCAUAUCUGUUUUGAUGUAAUUUUUAAAACCCCAGUCACUGCCUUGAAGUGUGUAGAAGGCAAGGAAGGAGUGAUUUGCAACAUAACUUUUUGCAUCUAAGCCAUUGGAGAGAAAUGCCUGUUUUUACCUUCAAAGUAAGUGAAAUAGGAUAGUUUCAAGGCUCACUGCUAAGUUAUCAGAGUGUUGCAAUCCAUGUGUGUUGUUUAUUUCAUGGUUCUUAAAAGUUUCCACACUUGACAGACCAUUAGCUAGGUCACUGGUUUAAUCACAUCUCUGCAGUGGGAAAUUGAUCAUGUCUUGCUGAGUACCCAUCAUUUCUUUGUUUGUUAUUUGUUGUGAAACCCACAUUGAUCUAGGAAACAUUAUUAUUGUUUCUUCUUGGUACAAAUGGUUUUCUCUUUCCUACUGUGUUUACAAGGAGUUUUUUAAGAAUGUAUGUGCUGGAUUGUCAUUUGCUUGUCAUAACUACAUAUAUUUCACAUAGCCUUAGAGUAUGAUGAAACUUAAUUUCAUUAUCAGUCAUAUUUGCCUGGCUCAAAAACACUCUGCUAUAUUCUCUGUUCUAACAUUUCAGUUGUUUAGAGUGCAAGACGGGAAGGGCCAUACCUCCAGUUGCCAUAUUUGUUGUGAUUCACAGUUUUGAUUGUUUUGCGGGUACCUGUGUUGUUAUGCCCCUGUGUGUGCCGACACAUUGGUGGCCACUCAUGUGUGUCAUUUCCAUUAGCUUAAACAGGUACCAGUAGUGGACAAAACCUCUGAAAUGUUCAUUUGAGCAGUUACUUCAAGAUCCUUAAAAAAAUAAUAAUAAAUGAAGCAACAGUAACUUUUCUCUUGGUUAGCUACUUGAAUGUUAGACUGGUCCUGAAUUCAUAAUGCUGAUUUGUUAUCAUUGUACCUGUCUGUAGCUGCUCUUCAUCAGUUUAAGUAACAUCUCUUGCAGUAAACUUAUCCUGAAGUGUGUCUUCUUGUGUUUUCAUAGACUGGAUUUACUCAAUCAAAACAAACUAGGUUUGGAUCUUGCUGGUUAGGUUAAGAUUCAUCGGUGUGGUGAUUAAUUUCUAUUGCUGUGGCUUUCAAGGUCAAAAAUUACAUCAUUGUGUUAAAUGAGUUGAUCAGCAAAUUUGACUGAAUGUUCAUUGUGGAUUUAGUAAUCAGGCAAUUAUUGUGGUUUUGUUGGUAGAGUGAAAAAGCAUCUCCUUAAUGUCCUCAGAAAAGACUUGAAGAUUUGCUGAUAAAAAUGUUUAACAGCAAAACUGAUCUAUGUAACAUUGUGUUAUUUAAGACAGACUUGUGCUCUGGAUACAGUAGCGAUACCGCUGUCUACUAUAAACUAUGGAGCAGUGAUCUGUCAAUUUUUUUUGUUCAUAGUCGAUGGAAGGUUACCAUGGUCUGAGCAGUGUUAAGGAAAGUGUCAUCAUUUUAAAUUGAUAGGCAAUAAUGUAGGUUCAUUUUCAGUGAGAGUCAUUAAGAGUGUUUUCUAGACGAAUAAGACCUUUGAAGGUUUUGAAAAUGGCCCUCUUAAAACAUGGAAGGAUUGUUUUGAAAAGUACAGACUAAAUUUUACUUCUAUACUAUUCUGCGCAAUGAACGUGUGCAAGUAUCCCAGUGAAAAUUGCUUUCGGUUUAGGAGAAAUUUAACAUUAUUUUUGGCUAGUCCGGUAGGUAACAACCUUGUCUUUGAAUUCAUCAUGAUUAUUUUACUAACAUGCCCAUAAAGACGUUUUUUGUGUUGCUGUUUGUGGGAAACCCUAUUAAUGUUGCUGUUUAUAGAUUUUUAACAAAGACGAUUAGGUUGAGUUCAAGUUGCUCAGGUGUAGUUACUUUGAUUCAUAAUGGUAGUUAUUUAUUGAUUCCCUGUUGUGGGAUUUUUUUUGUCAGCAGCCUCCUGAAAACUUAGGCAAAAAGGUUAAAUCUCCUCUUGAAAUUUUACUCAAAGUCAAAGUACCUCAUACUCUGAAACUUGGCAGAUAUUAAUAUUAACCCUUAGAUUUAAGAAUUUUAAUGGAAAAUGGUUUUGUUGUGUUGAAAACUCUUUCUUUCUUCUGUUUCUGCCCUUAAUACCAAAAACAUAUUUACAUAGCCCUUGCAAUCAAGCAAAAAAUGGCUGUUUAUUUGUAUCUCUCUAUUAGGAUGAAAAUAAGAUUAGUUUUAGUGUUUCUUGUGUGGACGACUUUUUAUUUUGUUAAUGUUUCUAUCUUGACUACCGUUAACGUCAGAGUUCCUCCAUAACUCAGAGAUUGGAACACCCAAGGACUUUUGGCUGGAUUCUGAGGGCUCCAUCCUGUCAGGAAUUAUGAUGUUUUUUAUUUAAUCUGCACAGGUGUCAUGACAUAAUAUUUGACAUCUUUCUCAGAAUCUUUAUUUUAUUUUCAGGAUAAAGAGAACACAGACUCGCUCAAUCAUCAAGCAACAGUCAAGCGAGGACCCAAAGUUAAUGGAGUACGUCGUUCCCUUGUGCCAAGUUCCAGACAAAAGGCAGGAGCUGAGGAAGAAAACAAGCAAAUAAGAAUUGCUGCUCAAGGACUUGACACCAUUGCUCAGCUCAGAUUAGGUUUUAGUGAUCAAUCCUCUGCAGGACCCCAUGCACACUCCAACCGACAGCAAGAAAGUGUCCAACAAAGCACCAGAGUAAAUGGACAGCCUCCAAAGACUGGCACAACAUUUGUGGUGGAUGUUAGUAAGUACUAUUAGGCUUUUAUAAAGAAGUGCUGUUACCCAUUUUUUCCAUGUUGAAAGUAAACAGAAGCAGGAUGUGAUUGACUUCACAAGUGAGAUUGCCUGCUUUGUUUCCACAAGGAAAAAUUAUUUCAGUUCCAUAAUAAAUCCCUUACUUAACAAGCUGGACCUCAUCUUCAUAUCUGCUAGGAAAAAGCAAACAAAGAGAACUUAGCAUGAAAAUCUUGUUCCAGUACCCACCUACCUUUCCUAAAAGCUUUCUUAAAAACUUUUCCCACCAAAAUGAAGCCAACUAAAUACUCAGCAAAGAAAAAAACAUGAGGCAAGAAAAGUGAAAACAGAAAGGAGGAGAGAAAGCGAAAAGUAAAAGUCAAGACUGCUGUGUCACUUUUAAACUCAAAAACUAUCUCAAAAGUUUGCUUUCUGUGCAUGCCCAAACUUCGCAAGCUAAUAUUUUGCAUCUGGAUCAGAAGGUAGCAAAGUGUACAAACUCUAAAUGGCUUUAUGGUAAGUUUUAGCUCUUUAUAGUGCAACAAUGACCAGAAAACCCCUCGACUAACUUCAAACAUGGUUAUCAAAAUCGCUGCCUACUUGGUUAGUAUCGGCUGACUACUCUGCUUAGCAUUUCUUUAUGGAUGGCGUUUUUUAAAUAAAAUAUCCCUGGACUUUACUUUGACAACUCAGCUGCCCACUUCAGAACUCUCUGACAACCCUACUUCAAAGCGCAUUUUUUGGCAAAAUUUCCAGGUACAAAUGGUUUAAACUCACAUUUUGUUACAAUAAUUUUAUGUUGUUGUCACAUGACAUUGUCACAACUUCACGUCAGCUUCAUAUUUGACUAGUUGAAGUGAGUCCUAUGUUCAACCUGUUUCACUUUUGGUUAGUAAUUAUGCACUUGUCUUUUUUGUUUGUUGAGAUUAUUUUUAACAUACCGUGAUCCUGUAGCUUUAAUUUCUUAUUUUAUGUUAAGGUUCUGCAAGAGAAGUAGCAAGUGAAAAUUAUCCUCAAGGAAUAAAACAGUUACACAACGGAGCUAACAAUGAGACUCCGAAAGGUACACACAUUUUUUACUUAGAAGUAAUAUCAGUAAAAUUAUUUUUCCCUUGCAGUUUCUCUGCAAAUGAUGUGGACGUGAAUAUUAUCGCAAACUUCCUGAAGGUGAUCGUUUUCCAGAAUUGAAAUACACUGAAACUUGUGGCAAAUCUCUUCAACGCCAAAGUUUUGGAUCAUUAGAAUGCUGCAUUCAUCUUUAUUGUUAAUGUCCACCAGACUUCUGGAUUUUGCCAUGCAAUGAAAGCCCAAGCAAGUUUUUUUAAUUGGAGUUACUUCAAUGUAUUCUUAUUCCAGAGUACAGCCAAUCGAGGGUGCCCAAAUUUUUUAAGGCUCAUGUUCGAGACUAAGUUCUGCUACCUUGACAACAUCUUCAUUUUAUCAUCCAAUCUUUUGCUCUUGUUUCUGCCUUUUGACAUCUUUAGUAGUUUUUCUUAAGUUCAAUGAUUGUUUUUUCAUUAUCUUGUUUGCAGGAAGAGAUUCAGGAACGGUAAACACAACUUUUCGAAAACCAUCCACUAACACACCACCCAACAAUACCACAGUUACUCAUAGUAAACGAGUCCCACUGCUGGAGAAACAAAGAGAAAUCUUGGAAUACCCAUCAGAUUUAAAAUUUUACACUGUGGCGACACUAGAGGAUGUGCAGGCCAUCAGAGCUAUAGCUUUUCAUCCUUCUGGUGAUUUAUUUGCUGUUGGUUCAAACUCCAAGACAUUGAGAGUUUGCACUGCUGAGGGUUUGCAUUCACAGCAGAGAGUAGAGAGGUAUGAAUUUUGACUUUAAAUAUCAUAAAAUUGUGUAAAAUACCGAUGAAAAAGCAGUUGAAAAAGAAUUGGUCACGUGUGACAUUACAGAAAAGCGCCCAUUCAAAAACGUCGAUCGUGAAAAUGCAAAUAAGUGAAAAAUGACGUUAAUUUAGUGUCAAUCAAGAAAUCCCCUGGGUAUAUCCCUUUCCUGGUUAUUGUUCCUGCUCAGACAUCCGCAACAUUUGCCUAUUCUUCGAUGAAGAAUAGAACUUCACGCGACUAACAAUAGCUCAGUCUGUUUAAAGACUGUCUAAAUUUACUCCGAAUUAGCAUGUGACUUUUUGCUGUUAAACGCUUCAAAAUUGAAAAAUCCUCGAUGAUUGUUGUUGAUUUUGCCGUAAAUAAUUCAAUGCACUGACUUAAAUGAAUUUCUACCUUUUACAAACUUCUUGGUGUUCGAAUCGAUCGAUGAAAUAUGAGCGCAACCGAUGCGUUAAUAGUUUGUUUACAUUUUGUCACGGGUUUUGGAUAAUAUUAUAAACCUUAACAUUUACGGGCAAACUCGACGAGAAAGCACUCUCACUUACAUUCUUCAUUUAAGAUAUUGAUUUUAGCAAAGUAUAAGGCAAAAUUAAGAGCGAUACUUUCUUUAAGAACGCUAUAACUACAUAUUUAACAGCCAAACCGAAACAGCGAUCUAAUCCGUCUCUUGAAAACAACUACAAUACCGCUUCUGAUAAUAAUAUUCAUAAACGCUACAAACAUUUUUAUUCAAUCUUAUUGAGUGAUUUUCGUGAAGAUGAGUUUUUAAGUGAAGAAUACUUUGGUUUCCAAUUAGCUUUAACUGUUUUGCCAUCAAAACGAUUCGCACGAGACUACCAAAUUCGCGAGGGUUUUAUGUUAGUGCACGAGGAAGAAAAAUGCUUCUCUUUGCAUAAACAUUUUCUUCUUUGUAGCAAUGACAAAGACAUUCCAACACAUAGAACAAUGGCAACCUACUUCUAUUGUUUCUGCAUUGUCUCUUGAAAGUGUGAGAAUAGUUAACUGCUAUGAAGUUCAUAAGAGACCGAAAACGACGGUAGUCGUUGAAACUUCGUUUUUGCUCGCAAAGCCUAAUGGGUACCCCACUUUUCACGGGCGACGUUUUUCAAUGGGCGCGUUUCUGUAAUGAUUUUUUUUCUGAUUUUUCAGUGCCUUAGGUAUGUUAUAUAUUUGUAUGUCCCUUAAUUUCCCAAAUUUAUUUUUUGUGUCGUCAUUACUCCUUCACUCUAUUGUCAUCAAUGGUUACCAUGGCAACCCUUCCUUGCCACCUUCAUAUUAAUAUUUUGUCUCAAUUCCCAGUUAACAGUGAUUACUCUAUGAUCUAAGAUACUGGCCUCAUUGUACAUUUUUUUCUUUGUUUUACAGAAGUGUUCAUGAUCAGCCUCCACAACCAACAAUUUUGUUUAAAAGUAACCGGCACCACCGUGGCUCCAUUUACUGCAUAGCUUGGAGUGCCACUGGAGAUAUCAUCGCCACUGGUUCUAAUGACAAAAGUAUCAAGAUGAUGAAGUUUGAUGUGGAAACCUGCUCUGUGACCUGGCCGGGAUUGGAGCUAGCCAUUCAUAGCGGCACUGUCAGGGAUUUGGCAUUUGUCUCCAGGGCCAGUGGCACACCAGUGCUGGUGUCUGGUGGAGCAGGUACUGAUGAAGAUUCUAUUAGAGAAAUUUAUUAUACUUAGGCUUUUAUGACCAGUGUGGCUGCCUUUGGUGUAAAUGACAUCUGAUCACCUAGGGUUUUUUAGCCUUUACUGCUCUUAGAAAGAAGAAGGAAACUGGAGCUGAAAUGCGGCCCACAGUAUCUGUUAUUAGGGGACUUAAGUAAAGGCAUUUAUGAGUGUCGCAUGUCAACUGGAAGUGGACAUUCCUGCGCAGUGGUUUUGCCAAAAUUUCCAGUUAAAUUAUGUCUAAGCAAUACAAAUUUUAUAGCAUCAAGGCAUAUUAAAAGGUAUAAGUUCUCACUUCUGUUUGAUGUGCGUCUCUCAAAAAUUAAUGUCUUUGCUUAAGCUCGAUCCCUAUUGUUGCAGGGGAGGUACUAUUUAGCUAUUGGCCAUUUUUUUUCUUUGUCCUUAGUAACUGUCCCAGAGGUCUUUGCAAAAGUUAACUUGGCCCAGUUUCCCAAUCAUAUAAGGUCUCAUGAGUAAUUGCCCUGACAAGGCUGUCACUAAGGGCGGGGGGCUGGGGUUUUCCCCAGUUACUAUCAUUGAUAGUGAUGCUUGGUUCUUUUGUGAAAAAAAAAAAUCAUAAAUGGAAGAAAAAUAGAACCAUUUGACAUCCCUAGCUGUUGAUUCCCCGUCUACUUCUUGUUUUUACCCAGCAACUGGAAAUUAAAGUCACUGUGCCACUUUAAUAGACUGUGUGGUUAUGCAACACUUUCCUUAUUGCAGCAGGGGUGUAGUGUACCUCUUGUCCUUUUUGUUAGUUUGUCAGUUCUUCUUUCUAACAGAAGAAGUUGCCAUUAAUAUUAUUGUGUGUAUUGUUGUAGGUAUUUUUCACGUAAGAGUCCAUACAAAUUGUCUAGUAUAACUGAAACAAGUAAGAAUUGGCUCCAGGCAAGAAAAAUGUGGGGGGAAAAGUUAAGCUGGUAUUCAAGUUUUUUAGUGCUGAAAAGGGUUGCUGCAUCAAUGGACUUAAAUUGCAUUCAUCUUAUCCUUCACCAGAAAAGUUUUAAGGGUUGUAAAGCCUGUCUUUGAAAUGAACGUUUCAUUCCAAGUGCGUUUCAAGCAUUUACUAAUGUAAAGGGACAUUCACAGGCACUCUCCUUUAAGUCAUUAUUAUUAACCAUGAGUUUGUCAAAUAUUGUAGGUGAUGGGAAUAUCAUGAUAUCUGACUGCAGCACUGGUCAGACAGUUGGACAACUCAAGGGCCAUGCAGGGCAUAUCAUGUCUGUGUAUGCUGACAGUGAUGAUAUUAUAGCCUCUGGAUCUGCAGAUAAUACUGUCAGGCUGUGGGAUCUGCGGUCACAGCGGUGUAUAGAUGCUAUUGCCACUGGAGAUAGUUGUGUGGCUUCAGUUUGUGUGAAUUCAUCUGGCAACAUGUUAGCUUCAGGUAAAUAUUAACUACUUACUAUGCAGCUUUGGAAGGUUAACCUGUGCUGUCGUAAUUAUGUCACAGAAUUUUUUUUUUGCAGACAUUGUUUCUUGUUGCUAACUGUUAAUAUUAAUUGUCCAUGAUGUUACAUUUUGGCAAAUUGUGUUAUGAUUAUCUGCUUACAUAUUAUUGUUGGAGGUCUUAGCAAUUUAACCUGUCAAGAAAGAAGAGGUGAAUCUCACCAACCACUACUGUUUUUUUUUUUUUUACUUGCUGAGCUUACUAUGGAGUCUUUGUAGUUGUGGCUCAUAGUGUGAAAAGAUGUCUAAUACCUUCAAAUAUUACAAAUUGUUGGUACAUAGCCCAUGGCACCUUACUUUUACACGUGGGUAGUUUUUUAGUAAACAUCAUUAUACCUGGGCACCCUGGAUUUGACAGGUUCAGAGCACUGGGCUCCCUUUAAUUUUUCUUAGAUAAGAGUUGUAUAUAAUGUGAUUGGAAGAAUAAUGCAAUUUGAAGCUAACGUCAGGGUGAAAUGAAAGGAAAAACCUGUUUGCAUAAAGGGAAAGUUAUCGCUUUAGUUUUCUUGCACAGAACUUUGAGUAUCCAAUACUGUAAGGUCAGCUUGCCCAAAACUUUGGAUGACAAUUUAAAAGGUGACAAGCUUGGCUUGUGUACAGCUUGCAGCGAACUAUCCCCUUGGAUGGUUCCACAGCACUGCAUUGCAUUAUGUUUGUCACAGUCACACCCUGUUUAAAACAAACUAACCCUUGUAUCUAUUUGACAGGUCAUGAAGAUGGUAGCUGCAUGAUAUAUGACAUUACAGCAGGAAGAACCCUUCAACUUUUCACCCCACAUACAAUGGACUGCCGAUCAGUGCGUUUUUCACCAGAUAAUAACUUUCUUCUAACAGGAUCCUAUGACACUAGUAUUAUUAUGAUGGACAUCAGAAAAGACCUAGAACUUAACAUACCUCCGUACACAGUUGUUGCACAUCACAGGGACAAGGUGAUCCAGUGCCGCUGGCAUCCAAGCCAUCUUGCAUUCUUAAGCUCCAGUGCUGAUAGAACUGUCAAUCUUUGGGCUCCUGAAUCCUGAAAUUCUUAAAAAUGACUUUCUUGGUAGUAGGAAGCUCAUUAUGUUGUAUCAGAAACACAUAAGGGGUUUUCAACCCUUUAUGAGUUUCUGGUUGUAUCAAUGUGACCAUAGUAAAAAUAGGAAGAUGUAUUUUGUAAAGUAUUGAAUAACAAACAAACAAAAGUAUUGCUGUCCAGAGAGGUUUAAUUUGAAUUUUAACACUGCAGCGUCAGAGUUUGGUCUCAGACUUAAAAGUUAGAACUGCUGGUACAUUACGUAGAUUUAGCAAAGACAGGGCAACGGCAGUGAUGAAGGCAUUCACAAAUCUAAAAUUCAUUUGACGUUGUGCUGUAUGCUGACGUCCGAGCUUACUGUUCACAUGUUAAAAAUGUAUUGUAAGAGGGCAUGUCUGUUGUCCUCUUAUCCACGACUCUUCAUUCAUUCAUUUAUCAACCUACUAUGUUAUCCUUUUUAUUAACUCCAGGAGUAAAAAAGGGACAUCCUUGGAGUUGGUGAUAAGGGUAAAUAUGGUACAUACUGUGAAAAGUUUGAACCUAGGAGUCAUUUCAAAAGUAGGCCUGAGUAUGAUCGUCCUGGUGAGCGUAGUCCUGAGUAGGACUGUUGUUGUUCAGAGUGGUGCAGACUGAUGUUUCAACAUAACCUGUGUUGUAGUCAUCUUCAGAGUCACUUCGACUCGUGAAAUACUAGAUAUGUGCAUCUGAGGACAAAAUGUCAGGGGGCCAAAUAAAAGUUUUUUCUGUUUUGAAGUGUAAAAAAUGAUAAGCUGCAAUAAAUACAGUAGUGAGCGACGGAGCCCUUAGCCUGCGUAGCUGGUGGGAGAGUUACACACUUUGUACUUCCUUGGUUGCAGAGCUGUCACAUGCACAGUAAAUUUGACUGGUUUACAAUUUUCUUAAUGCUCUGCUGCCAAACCAAUAGAGUGCCAGCCUGCUAAUCCCAGCAGGUAUGCAGGCUAAGGAGAUUGUUGUCUACUGUUGUUGUCAUCAGAAAACAAGGCAUUUAUCACCAAGAGGAUAGGGUCAGAUCAAAUGCCCAUUUAUUUUGACAAGACUUACACAAAUGUUGAUUUAUUUUUAUAAAAUUUCAGGGUUGUAAUCCCUGGUUACCAUUGUGGUUGGUGACAGUACCAAAUUGGUUUGGAACAAGAAAAUUAUUACUAAGAAUUUUGCUGUUAAAAUAUUUUCAGAUUUUUCAUCCUCUCUUCACAUUUUUGAAGUUUAAUGUCUAGUUACUAGUUACACAAAGAAAGGUGGCAGAUUAGUUGCAUGUUGCAUUUUUCCUGCAAGUAUUGAGCAAUUCAGAAUCUUCUGCAGUUGGUGACAUCAUUUUUUUGUAUCAUUGUUUAAAUGAUAGUUCUUAUUGAUCAGAGGGAAAGAAUUAUCCUCUGUUCAAACAUUUUUGGCUUGUCAUGCAACUAUUCCACAACAUUUAGGCUCAUAGCUCAAGUUAAAAUAAAAUCUGUCUG